Pseudo-nitzschia multistriata is the source of this 2535-nucleotide messenger RNA. The record is from the annotation of a GenBank genome assembly. NCBI's taxonomy places the organism in Eukaryota, Bacillariophyta, Bacillariophyceae, Bacillariales, Bacillariaceae.
CCAAACCCCGUCCGGCCCCGAUCUCGAUCGAAGCAAUCCCCGGACCAAGAACCGGCGGUCCCGAGCGGCAGGGACAAGCCCGAGGCGAAGCAAAACAAGCAACGCAACACAACGCAGAGGAAACGAGAACAAGCACUCCGAGACGGUGUCUAGACACAAUGGGCACGGCAUCCAGAGAGCACGAGCACGAGCACGAGCAAGACAAAGACAAGGAGAACCUUUCGGUGAACCCCAACCCCGUGGAGCUCAUCGCCCGGCUGCGCAGACGGCCCCCCGGGGAGCGGGCCUACACGGACAAGGAGCUUUUCUCCCUGGUGUCCUCGUACACGGAGGGAGGCCUCCCGGACUACCAGAUGGCCGCCUGGCUCAUGGCCGUCUGCUUCCGGCCGCUGACCCCCCCCGAGACGGCGGUCCUCACAAAGGCCUGCGCGGCCUCCGGGAGGGUCCUGGCCUGGCCCUCGAGGAAGGACCGGCCCCCGCUGGUCGACAAGCACUCGACCGGGGGCGUCGGGGACAAGGUGUCUCUGGUGCUGGCCCCCCUGGUGGCCACCUGCGGGGUGGCCGUCCCGAUGAUCGCCGGGAGGGGCCUCGGCCACACGGGGGGGACCAUCGACAAGCUGGAGACGACUUUCGAGGGGUACAGGGCGGAGCUGGGCCCCGAGGACUUUGCAGGGAUCGUCCUCGGGGGCAAGCGCACUGGCAUUAGCGGUGCGAGCAAGGGUGCAAGCACUAGCAGCGGUGGUGCUAGCAUUGCCGGCUGCGCCGUUGCCGGCUGCGCCAUUGCCGAGGCCGGGCCGGAAAUCUGCCCGGCCGACCGCAAGAUCUACGCCCUCCGGGACGUCACCGCGACGGUCUCCUGCCCCACCCUGCAGACGGCCAGCAUCCUCUCCAAGAAGAUCGCCGAGCGGCCCGACUCGCUGGUCCUGGACGUCAAGUUCGGGGACGGGGCCUUCCAGCCGACCGUGGAGGAGGCCGCAGAGCUGGCAAGGUCACUGGUGGCCACGGGGGAGGAAAGCGGCCUGCUGCCCACGACGGCCUUUCUGACGAGGAUGGACCGUCCGCUCGGCAGGGCGGUGGGGAACGCGGUGGAGGUCGCCGAGUGCAUCGACGUGAUGAAGGGAGGCCUCGAGGGGCGGAAGAGGACCGGCCUCCGCCUCUCGGGGGACCUCAUCGCGCUGGUGGUGGUCCUGGCCGGCCAGAUGCUCUACCAGUCGGCCGGCCCGAGGGGGGAGGCGGAGGAGGGAGGGGGUGGCAAUGGCAAUGGCAAUGGCAAGAGCAGCAAUGGCAAUGGCAAUGGCAAUGGCAAUGGCAAUGGCAAUGACAAUGGCAAUGGCAAUGGCAAUGGCAAUGGCAAUGGCAAUGGCACCACCGAAGCCUCUCUCAAAGCCUCUCCCAAAGCCUCUCCCAAAGCCCCUCCCCCGGCGGACGCGAGCACAAGCACAGCCCCCCCCCACCCGUGCUAUUCCUCCAUGUCCCUCGACGAGUGCAUCGCGCACGCCUACCGGGUCCUGGACUCGGGAAGGGUCCUCCCCACCUUUCGGACCAUGCUCCUGGCCCAGGGCGCCGAGGCCGGCCCCCUGGACCGGGCCCUUUCCGAGGGGGCCUUUCCCCGAGCGGCCUUCUCCUCCUCCUGGAUCCACCGCGGGGGCACCCUCUGCCUCUCGGACGUCCCCGCCCGGGCCGUGGGCGAGGCGGCCGUCCUGCUGGGGGCCGGGAGGACGAACGCAGGGGCCGCCGUGGACGGGGCCGCCGGCCUCCUCUUUGCCAGGCAGGCCGGGGACCUCCUCGAGGACGGCGACACGGUCGUCACCGUGUACACCGAUCGGUCGCCGGAGGCGGCGGAGGCCGCCCUGGACCGGGUCCGAAGGGCCGUGGUCCUGGGGCCGCCCACGGACCAAGGGGCCGCCGCUUCGGGGACGCCGGUCGUGACGCACCGGGUGACCAGCGGCCGCGGGGUGGAGCCCUUUGCGAUGCCCGGGUUCCUCCGCGGCGGCGGCGGCGCGUGAGAACGGUUCGGCCAUGGACCGCGGUCCAAGCAACCUUGCACCGGUGCUCGGCAGCAAGGGGCAUCCACCAACCAAACCAAACCAAACCAAACCAAACCAAACCAAACCAACAAAACACCAAGACCGACCGAUUGGCAGAGUGCGGGGAAUGCCGCGAGAAACAAAGAAACAGCAAGAGGACAGGCACGAUUCGAUUCACGUGCUGCUCCGGGAGCAUCCGUUGCACGCUUCGCCGAUUGCUAGUACUGCGAGAAGCAACAGCGGCGGGUAGCGAAGCGAGUGUUGUGGCGGUUGUGUGUGGCAGCAGGAGAACACCGUGAACAAGAAGAAGAAGAAGAAGAAGACCAACCGAAACCAAACAACAAGCACGGCAGCAAGUCUUUCUUUGUGGAUGGAUCGGCUUGCCCUGCUGCUGCGCAUUGCGGUGCCGCUCUUGAGCUUACACUACUAGUACUAACUAGUACUAGUACUAGUACUAUUCUACAUUCUCACUCUCCGAACAAGAUAGCGACACGUUUCCGCAAAACCG